GUCUUUCAUCUCGGCGAGAUCUCGUCGCGAUCUCAGAGAAAUUACAAAUCUCACCCAGUUCUUGGCGAGAUCUCGUUUAUCUCGCAGAAAUCUCUUUCAUAUCGGCGAGAUCUCGUUUGUCUUGCAGAAAUAUCUUUCAUCUCACGCGAGUCUCGGCGAGAUCUCGACAGUAUCUCGCCCGAGAUCCCUUUCAUCUCGUGCCGAUCUCAGCUGAUCUCAGAGACAUCACAAAUCUCGCCGAGUUCUUGACGAGAUCUCGGCGAGAUCUCGUUUGUCUCGCCGCGAUCUCAGAGACAUUACGAAUUUCGCCGAGUUCUCGUCGAGAUUUCGUUAAUCUCAACGAGAUCAGUUUCAUCUCAGCGAGAUCUCGUUGCGAUCUCAGAGACAUUACAAAUCUCCCCGAGAUCUCGUCGAGGUCAACGCGAUCUCGACUC
Molecule: messenger RNA, 434 nt
Organism: Porites evermanni
Lineage: Eukaryota; Metazoa; Cnidaria; Anthozoa; Scleractinia; Poritidae
Source: the annotation of a GenBank genome assembly